AUGGAGGGGCGGCUCGCGCUCUGCGCUCUGCUUCUGCUGAGUGGCACCUUGGCCGAGGACGUCGAGGAGCUGUGGUGCGACUGGGUCGAGGUGGAGGAGUGGCCGGCGCUGGGCUCCCAUUGCCCGGCAGUGCCCGACGGCGGGAACGUCACCAUCUGCUGUAGCUGCUGCUGCCCCUCUAGUUGGUGGCUGUCCCAGGAGGACGCGUUGGACCAGGAGGAGCGCCUGGCCGAGGACAAGCCGACGGCUGCUUCUGGGGCUGCUACUCAUGACACGAGAAACGCAUGCGGAACACAAGUGCGCGGGCAUCUCGAGCGAGGGGAAGGCAAAGAGCGAGGCGCCGUUGCUCCCCGGGAACCAUGGCAACGGGAGAGGCCUACGGACCCUGCUUCGAAGUUACGUCGGCUUAGCACCUUGGUGACCAGCUGGGCAGACAACUCGAAUAAGGGUACAGCAGAGCAGAUGGAGCUGAGCAGGGACUGCAGCAGUACCAUUCCAGAUUAUUCAGAGGAUACAUUUGCGUCCUUCAGUGAAGAAGAAGGGGAACGCUGCAGGCAGUAUGAGAAUGAAUCAUUUGAAUCUUAUUACUCUGGAGAGGAGCUGGAAUGGCCUGCUGAGUCGGAUCAAUCUGAAAACACACGGCAGCCUUCAAGCCAGAAUGAUGAAGAACAAGAAAAAGAUUUUUUGAAUUCUACAGUGGCAGAAAACAGUCGGAUUCAAAAAUGGAUCAGCCUUUUGAAAGUUGACAGACCUACCACUGAGCUUGCUGAAUGUGCCAGUAAACCAGAAAAUGCAUUAAUAAAAGCGACUGAGGCAUCUGAGAAAGAACUAUAUGCUCUACGAUAUUUUUGUACCAUCAAGAUUAACCAGCUCGGUCACUUGCCAAGCUCUGUGCUUUUGAAUAUGCACAAGCAUAAUAAUCAGAAGCCUGGAUUCACUUCAGAGAAGGUCUUGAUGCAUGGUGUGAACCAUAUUGUUCCUGAUCAGCUCGUGAACAAACUCCACCUGAAAAAUAUCAAGGAGACUAUGAAACAGUUAGCAGAAACAGAAAUGCAUCAACCAUCACAGUGCCUUGACUGCAAGAAGAAAAGAGCAGAGCUGGCAAAAGAUACUUUUCUGAGAAGAAAGAAAACCUUAAUGGAAUGGAUUUUGCUUCAAGAGAAACUGGAAAAUCAUAUCUAUACCAAAGAUGCUCUUGUACUCAUUGGAGAAAUACACCAAAGUCUUCCUAAACCUUCUGAGGAUCCUAGGAACAUCUGGCAAGAACUGAAUAAGAGAGCUCUGCAAGCAUAGAGCCUGGCUCUGUCGGAACCAUAACCAAAGUGGAAGAGACAUGUAAAGUCCAAUGCACAUAUAUUGAGCAAUAAAGUGUAUUGUCUUUUUGAUAUUGACAAACUGAACUGUGAUCAAAGAUGUCCCUUUUGCUCGGCUCCACAGCUAGGAUUUUGGUUCCCACCCCAGUACACAUGGAGAAAAGCA
Eublepharis macularius is the source of this 1479-nucleotide messenger RNA. It is a transcript of the gene C13H8orf48, whose product is annotated as chromosome 13 C8orf48 homolog. Bases 1 to 1293 code for a protein of 430 amino acids. The record is from RefSeq and is a predicted model, not a curated record. NCBI's taxonomy places the organism in Eukaryota, Metazoa, Chordata, Lepidosauria, Squamata, Eublepharidae. The transcript has 7 exons.